CCUGCUCGGUUCCGGUGUUCCGGCCCUGGUCCUGGCGGUUCUGCCAGUACGCAGCGAGCCUCCGUGCAGGUCGGACCAAUGUCGCGAUUGUGACGUCCUCGUGUUAUUGUGCCAGCCAGUCGUUGAAACAUUUAUUGGACCCAAGCUCGCUUCGUAAUCCUUUUUUUUUUUCUUCUUCAAAUUAAACUACCCAGCAAGUUUUUAUCCCCCCCAAGCAAAGUGAGGAUUUUUUUUUUUUAAACUCUUGAAAUAGACGCUUCCAUUUUACCACAUUUGGAUUGUUUUCACAUUUUGAAUUCUCAAAUUGAGCAUUCGUGGAUGUACAAGCUGUCUGGAAGAAUUGUGAUGUGCACCGACUGGACUUGAUGAGCGUGGAGAUGCGGAGCCCGGUGGCACAUCUUUAAAGCGGCUUGCAUUUUUGUUUUUUGGGAGAAAAAAAAACAACACAAUCAACCAAAUUGUACGCGUAUUUUGGCUGUUGUGUGUUGCAUGAGGCGUCGGGGCAAGGUAAUGGGAGAGGGUGCACACACAACAAGGGAGCGUUGUUCGAAACUGAGACAAUUGAGGCACAAGAAGAGAAACGCUGCUGGCUUGUGAUUCAUUUGACAACAUUGGAUUCGCUGGAGUUCUAUUUGCGUCCUGGACCGAAGCCAUUCGUGUGUGCGCGCAAGGAGCACUAAUGGCACAUUAAAAGUCAUGGGAAUGCUGCUGAAAUAGACCACAAAGCAUCACUUGUGGACCGAAUUCGGAGAUGGCGCGUCCAUGGAGUGUGAAUGGAUUGUGGGUCUUGCUGGCGUUUGUACUGGAUUUACUGGGAACCACCGCCAGCAACAUGGAGCCCAUCUACUGGAAUUCUCUUAACGAGAGGUUCCGAGACGAUAAGGGCUACGUGCUCUACCCUCAGAUCGGGGACCGGCUGGACCUGAUCUGCCCGCCGCUGGACACGGCCCGCUCCACGCCCGAGUACGAGUUCUACAAGCUGUACCUGGUGUCGUCGCGGGACCAGGCGGACCGCUGCGAGGUGGCGGGCUCGCCCAACAUCGUGCUGACGUGCGACGAACCUACGCGGGAACGCCGCUUCACCAUCAAGUUCCAGGAGUUCUCGCCCAACCUGUGGGGCCACGAGUUCAAAAGCAUGCAGGACUACUACAUCAUCGCUACGUCAGAUGGGACACGCCAAGGUCUGGACAGCAUGAGGGGAGGAGUUUGUGCCACGCAGGGCAUGAAGGUGGUCCUGAAAGUGGGGCAGAGUCCAUACGGGCUGCCUCCCAAGAAGGAGCCAGCUGGACGUUCCACCAACCGGAACUCAGGGAACUCAACCCAUUCGAGAGGACCCAACACCUUCGGGGGCGGCGAAGGCGGCGACGAGAACGGCCCGCUGCAGCCGUCCAACAUCGCCCUGAUCGCGGGCGCGGCCGGAGGCUCGGCUUUCCUGCUAUUGGUCACGGCCGUCAUCUGCGCGGUGUGCUACAGGCGGCGACACGCCAAGCACUCGGACACCCACCACCCGCCGCUGUCGCUGUCGUCGCUGACCAGCCCCAAGCGGGGCGGCGGCGCCGGCGGCAUGGGCAGCGCGAACAACAACGGAUCCGAGCCCAGCGACAUCAUCAUCCCUCUGAGGACGUCGGACUCCGCCUACUGCCCGCACUACGAGAAGGUGAGCGGCGACUACGGACACCCCGUCUACAUUGUGCAGGAAAUGCCGCCGCAGAGCCCGGCCAACAUCUACUACAAAGUAUGAGAACUGGACUCUCCGGCCGUGGACUCCCGGAAUCGCUCCAAGCCCCGCCCCCAGCAAGCUCCAACAUCUCCCCCCCCCCUCCCCUCACCCUCUCACCUGCCACCAUCCAACCAUGAUCAAACCCCACAAUCACACUUGUGAGUGUACGUGAGGGUUCGCCGGCCCACCGGAGCACGCUUCGAGCAGAUUCCCGGAAUGCACCUGGAAGUUGGUGAAUGCGGCUUUUGGACUUUCAAAAAAAAAAAAAAAUCAAAAGGACUAUAUUUGAAAGCAAAAAAAAAUUUUAAAAAAUCAAUCGAUAAAAGCCCAGACAGUGCUGAAGAACUCCCAGUUGCCACACCUGCCUAGAAGCCAGCAGCCCGCCCCUCAGAGCGCCAUCAGCCAAUCAGAGACGGGCCCCGCCUCUUCACCGCCAACACCUUUAGGAAUUCUCAGUGCAAAAAGAGGAGGGGCCUCUCUGGAGGUCACGUGACUUGACCCGGGGUUCGAGGAGGUGUCUGAGCAGUCGGGCCGCGCUGACGCUCAGACUCUUGUAUAUUUUAAUAAAACGUGUGCGUGCGUGCGUGCGUGCGUGCGCGUGUGAAAUGGACGUGACUGUGCUCUUUAGACUUGUCUUAAAAAUACCAAAACAGAAAAUAGUGAGCGGAUAUCACAAUAAAAAUCCAACAAAGUGAGAUUUUCUUUUCUAUGGCUAUCAACACUUAUAGAUGAUAUAUAUAAAUAUCCAGUAAAUAGAUGUUUUGUUUUUAUUUUCUCUGAUUUUGUUGUAUUUUACCAGCUAAAACCACACCUCUGUUGCUAGCCUUUUUUCUAUUUUUCAAAAUUUACCGUAGUACAAUCUGCCUUUUAUAUGCAUUUAAUCCAACUUUUUUUUUUUUUGCUCCCCCCCCCCCCACUAGGGUGUUUGUAUAUUUUCAUAGCUUCUCGUUUGAUGAUAGUGUUGAAGUUUAGACCUCGUUCGUGGAAGUGUUGAGGUAGAGCCAUCGAUGAUCGCUUUUGUUUUAUUCCAAAUGUUUUUUUUUGUUUUUUUUUUAAGUGUGCUAAGGAGGAGGGCAAAAAGAGAGAGAAAAAAAAAAGGAAAGGAUUGUGAGGAAAUUGCACACUUAAGAAAAAAGGAAAGACGGAUGAUGAAGGAGUUGAACUCAUGCAGCGCACACAACACCAAAUCACAUCACGAGUGGUGCAUUUCAAAAGUACUCCUCUUGUUGUGUUGCAUUAUUUGUGUACACACACACACACUCGCUAAUGACUGCUACACUGAUUGCGUUGUAAAACACACAUCUCCGCCAAUUAGUUCUCAACCAGUGUGUGCGUGCGUGUGCGACAGACACAUGACGGCCAAUCGAAGUGUCGUUUGUUCACGUGCUUAGCGGUAAAGUCGUUUUGUGUUGCUCAGACAUGUUUGUGGCUUAUGUGUAAACGGGGUUGACACGCACACACACACACGCGCAGGACACAAUGUUGCAUUCAGAGGCGCCGUUGAGCGCACACAUGCUUAGCAGUAAAAUUGUUUUGUGUUGCGCAAACAUUUUGUGGCUUUCUUGUAAACUGGUUGACAGUGACACACAUUCACACACUCACACAACUACAAUACACACUCGGCAGCGUUUUUUUGUGUGAUCCUUCCUUAACUGUACUUUGUAUCGGUACCUAACAUCAUCUACACUUUGUAUUAAGAUGUGCUUUAAUUGUCACAUUGAUUUUUGUCAGCACGGUUCUGGCCUACAUUUGACGGUUUGAAAUUGAGUUAAAAAGAUGAAAUGAGGGAGGGGGGGGGGGCUCUUUUGUACAACUACAAAGUUGUGUUUUUUUUUUUUUAUGUACGCUGUUCCGUCUUUUGUCGAUUCGAACACGCAGAGAGAGUAGCGCACAUGCCCGCCGCCGAGGCCGCGUUUUGCAACGUGACUUGUGUUAUGUACAAAAAAAAAUGGCUGCCACCUCAACGGGGGAGAGGAGGGGGAGUGGGGGGGACGCGGAAUAACAAAGCAUCCCCCUCGGACUGCCAUGUUUUUUCAUGUUUUCACGUGGAUUUGAGUGUCUCACUGUUUGUGUUUGACCUCUGGGUGAGUGUUACCUGCAGGAGGGGCAGGGGAGGCGGGGCCAUCACCUUUGGCUAGUAAAAAACGUACGUGUGUUUGUGCCAUGCGGCCCCUCAAAUGUGACGUGUUGUAUUAGAGACGCCUCCCCGUGAGGUGUGUGCGCGCGUGUUAUCUCCACCUCUCGGCCAUUGUCUCCUCAUCACGGCGACCCCUGCAGUGUACCCUCGCUCCACCCUCCCCCUCCCUCACCCGCCGCUGCCCGCAACGUACCUCUGAAAAGAGGAAAAGAUGAGUACAUUCCUGCUUUGGAGAAAAAAAACAGUUGAAUAAAAAAACAAAUGUUUAAGCACCA
Molecule: messenger RNA, 4132 nt
Organism: Syngnathus typhle (broad-nosed pipefish)
Lineage: Eukaryota; Metazoa; Chordata; Actinopteri; Syngnathiformes; Syngnathidae
Gene: efnb3b
Product: ephrin-B3b
Exons: 6
Coding region: 752-1741 (329 amino acids)
Biological process (GO): axon guidance; ephrin receptor signaling pathway
Cellular component (GO): plasma membrane
Molecular function (GO): ephrin receptor binding
Source: RefSeq, a predicted model, not a curated record